AUGACCGAGCCCGCGUUACAAUCACUACGCACUAUAAGCGAACAAGUCGGUAGCACCAUCCGCCCGUAUGUCAUCCCUUUCGCCGUCAUCCUCGCUAUAGUCAUCCCCAUCAACCUGGCAUUCCGGUCGAACCCCGGUCUGCUCUCCAGCGGCUGGAGCAGCGGCGGAGGCUCAGCAGCGUCGCUUCCGUACCAGCCACCUAGCCUCGGAUGGGCUGCAUUCCUGUUUCCGAGCAUGAACGGCAUUGACGCGGCUGUAUGCCGUGCAGAGGAGAAUUACUGGGAGAACCUUGUGCUGAGACGGAAGGCGUGCAAGGGAAUGCUGUACCCGCCACCGGCAUCGAUGACAGAUGUCGUAAUGAAAACUCUCGUGCUCAUCCCCACGUACCCGUGCCCGGCGAACGAGCGCAUUGGGGAGUGGGGGGACGGGGGGAAGUGGACUUGCCUGCUGCCAGGCGCUAUUCAGAAGAAUCCCAUUGUGUACAGCAUUGGCAGCUUCGGGCAGUACUCCUUUGAAGACUCCAUCUACAAGAUUCUGCACGUUCAGCCGCACACGUUCGACCCGUUCCUCGUUCCCACCACCGCCGCCCGCAUGCAGAACGUCUCCUGCCUCCACUUCCACCCAAUCGGCCUCUCUGCAAACUCGGAGCUCCAAAACUACACCGCCAAGUUCCCUACCAUGCAGUUCAUGACUCUCGGAGGGAUUAUGCAGCUGUUGAAUCAUUCGUAUGUGGACAUUUUCAAGAUUGACUGCGAGGGGUGCGAGGAGGCUCUGAUUCCUGAGAUUGGGGAGGCAAAUGGGAAUGCAGCGGCGGCGCAGCUGAGUGUGCACGGGGGGACGCUGCCGUUCGGACAAAUCUUGGUGGAGUUUCACAAGUGA
Closterium sp. Naga37s-1 is the source of this 879-nucleotide messenger RNA. Lineage: Eukaryota; Viridiplantae; Streptophyta; Zygnematophyceae; Desmidiales; Closteriaceae. The record is from the annotation of a GenBank genome assembly.